Molecule: messenger RNA, 656 nt
Organism: Toxoplasma gondii ME49
Lineage: Eukaryota; Apicomplexa; Conoidasida; Eucoccidiorida; Sarcocystidae
Product: zinc finger (CCCH type) motif-containing protein
Exons: 2
Cellular component (GO): U2-type catalytic step 2 spliceosome; U2-type catalytic step 1 spliceosome; Prp19 complex
Molecular function (GO): pre-mRNA binding; metal ion binding; U6 snRNA binding
Source: RefSeq, a predicted model, not a curated record
AUGUCGGGGCUGGAGAAGAGCGGCUUCGGCAUUGCGCACGACUUCAAGGGGCGGACGCAGGAGCAAUCAGAUUUCCCGAUUCUCUGCGAGACAUGCCUGGGUGAUAAUCCCUAUGUUCGUAUGCAGAGAAACAGGGAAGGCAAAGAAUGCAGGAUAUGUACGAGACCAUACACGGCUUUCAGGUGGAAACCGGGCCCGAAGGCGCGUUACAAGUCGACGGUCGUCUGUCAGACUUGUGCGAAGCUGAAAAAUGUCUGUCAGACUUGCUUAUUUGAUUUGCAGUACGGUCUGCCCGUUCAGGUUCGGGACAAGCUUCUGGAAGGAGCGAAGGUAGAACUACCUGACCAUCCACUAAACCGCGAUUACAUGGCCGACCGGCUGGAAAAGGCUGCUGAUCAACUUCCUUACGGAAAGCUAGAGGACCACGAAGGGAGACUACGAGCGAUCGCCAGAACUCAGCCAUAUUAUCGCCGGAACGCUCCAAGAGUUUGCACAUUCUGGCAAAGAGGGGAGUGUAAAAGAGGCGACGAAUGUCCGUACCUUCAUCAAGAAGUCCACCAUGACCCAGCUCUUGCGAACCAGAACCUCCGGGACAGGUGCGUUUCGAAGUUUCGGUUAUUUCAGCAUCAUUCGUAUUCACUUUGGGUAGAGCAGUU